CUUGUGACCAAGCCACCGUUAGAGUUGUAAAGAACAUCGGAAACAUUGCAGGCGUGGAUCAUUGUGCGGUAGUGUGUCACAACUUCCUUUUGGGUUGAAAGAUUCAGAUCGAGAGAAUCAGAAGAGCAGAUAUUCCAGACCAGUGUAGUACCCCCAGCUGACUGACAUGUCCAACCCAGUCACUCAACAGCCAGGAGCCGCCUCCUAUGGCACCAACGUACAGACAGGAGAGUGGAGCACGGGUCUCUGCUCCUGCUGCAAUGACAUGCUCGUCUGUGCCAUUGGUUGUCUCUGUCCAAUUGCACUGUACUGCUACACAGCAAAUAAGUAUGGUGAGACUCCAUGCCUGGCGUGCGUUCCUGGAGGCAUGGCUGCUAUGAGGACGCACAUGAGACUGACUUAUGGCAUCCAAGGUACAAUAUGCAACGAUGCCCUGAUGACCUUCUGCUGUGGAAUUUUUGAGACCUGUCGAAUGGCCAGAGAAAUUCGUAUUAGAAAUGGAGAGGCUUAAUAAUGUUACCACUGUAACAGUACUUUGUAGCAAAGAUCUACAGUUACUGCGGACCAGUCUGUAUGUCCCUUCAAUUUGUUUUAUUUUACUGGCUUAAAGAGUUUUAAGGGGUUUUAUAUUAAAUAUAUAUAUUGGUUUUAAUGACUAAAUAGAUACUAGAUGAUGUUAUGGCCUGUAAAAAUUCAACAUACAAUCAGCUCUUUGAUUUUAUGAACCUUACUUCUUUCCUUUUUUAAAAUACUGGUAAAAUAUGUCAUAAAUGGAAAUGGACAUGUGUCAAAACAUUCUGUAAACUUGUUUCACACAUUUCUUUCUUUUAAACAAGUUAAUUAAGUUAAAUGACAUUUUUCUGCAUUACCUUGUUUAUGUGAACACAUUUUACUGCUUUAAAAUAAACCCUU
This is a messenger RNA of Trichomycterus rosablanca, 912 nucleotides long. Its product is annotated as cornifelin-like. Gene Ontology annotation, biological process: positive regulation of transcription by RNA polymerase II. The transcript is spliced from 4 exons. NCBI's taxonomy places the organism in Eukaryota, Metazoa, Chordata, Actinopteri, Siluriformes, Trichomycteridae. The record is from RefSeq and is a predicted model, not a curated record. The coding region runs from base 167 to 511 and encodes 114 amino acids.